AUGUUGAACUCGACGAUGAAGCGAUCGCUCGUCGGUGCGAGUCGUACUUUCACCAGCUCGAGCCAUCGCGCCUCGCUCGCGGACAUGGAAGCCAUGACCCAGCUCAAGCCGUGGAAGGGAACCAACACCAAUGGCGGACAGACGACCAACUUGAUUGGCGGUGAAUGGACCGUGGGUGAGUGCGACGGUCUACUCCCUAGCUUGUCAUCCUCCUGUUGCGUUCGGUAUCGGUCGCCGGUUCCCAACAAUCCCUCGCUCUCUGUUCUCUCGCCGGCGACUUCGGCACAACCGGCUGCUCCCCCCACUCUAUCCUCGCUUGCUCGCACCGCGCCGCACGGAACGACCCCCCGGGCUGACCGUAACUCGUUCCCGUGCUCAAUCAACAGGCUCCAACGUCGACAAAUGGAUCGACGUCAACGACCCUUCGACCCAACGCGUCCUGACCCGAGUCCCCGAGACCACCCACGCCGACAUGGUCAAGAUUGUCGAUAAAGCCGAAGAGGCUUUUCACGAAUGGAAGGACUCGUCCGUGCUCAAGCGACAGGCCGUCAUGAUGAACCUCGCGGCUUUGAUCAGGGAAAACCACGAUGAGAUUGCUAGGUCGAUCGUGUUGGAACAGGGCAAGACCUUUGCCGAUGCAAAGGGCGACGUCCUUCGCGGGCUGCAGGUUCGCCCGAUUCCUCAAACCGAAAGAUGCCGAGAGGAGCCAGACCCCGUCCUGACGCUUUUUCGGUCUUUAUCCUACCGCAGGUCGUCGACUCGAUGAUCGGUGUUCCUCAGAUGUUGAUGGGCGAAAAGAUGGAAGUCUCCAAGGAUAUGGACACUGAAACGCGCAAGGUACCCCUGGGAGUCGGUGCCGCCAUUUGCCCGUGAGUCCCUCACCACCCGGAAAAGUCGGCUCGGCUCCGUCUCUUCCUCAUUGGCAGACUGCUCAUCGAUCACAUACCUCCGCCUCGCAGCUUCAACUUCCCCGCCAUGAUUCCCUUGUGGUCCAUCCCGAUGGCGAUCGCCACCGGCAAUUCGCUUAUCCUCAAGCCUUCGGAGCGAGACCCUGGAGCCGCGAUGAUCGUCGCCGAGCUGGCCGAGCGAGCAGGUCCGUGCUACUCUCCGUCAAAUCCGCUGCCAAUCUUUCACCGAGCUCAUACCUUGACCUCAUCUCCUUCCAUAGGUCUUCCAAAGGGUGUCCUGUCCAUCUUGCAUGGUUCGAUCCCAGCGGUCAAGUUCAUCUGCGAAGAGCCGAGAAUCAAGGCCAUCUCGUUCGUCGGAUCGGACCGAGCAGGCAAAUACAUCUACGAUACGGGAAGCGCGCAUGGGAAGCGAGUGCAGGCCAAUUUGGGUGCCAAGAGUCAGUUCAGACGUUCUUUGGCUUCGUCGUCACCCCCGUAUGUUGACUUCUGUGACGUCGGUAUGCUAUCAGACCACUGCAUCUUGAUGCCGGACGCCAACAGGAACUUUGCGCUCAACAGCGUCGUAGGCGCUGCAUUCGGUGGUAAGUGUUGACAUGAACCAUUCAAGCCAGUCGAGUCUUACUCACACGAUCACGUCUUUUAUCGCACAGCUGCCGGUCAGCGCUGCAUGGCUCUUUCGGUUUGUGAGUAUUUUCGUGCAUGCCCGUCACGCUUUGAGUGCAAGGACUGACCAGGUCAAAUCUGACAUUCUGCAGUGGUCACUGUCGGCGAGACCGAGGACUGGCUCCCCGAGUUGAUCGAGCGCGCUCAAAAGCUCAAGGUCGGCAACGGCUUUGACCCCGAAGUCGAUGUGUAAGCUCUCUACGUUCUUGAAACGACGUCUCAUCCCAUUCACUCACCCAAGCCAUCCCUUCCCAUCGGCAGAGGCCCUCUGAUCAACCCGUCGGCGAAGCAACGCGUUGAAGGUCUGAUCGAGUCGUGCGAGAAGCAAGGUGGCAAGAUCGCUCUGGACGGACGAGGCGUCAAGGUCCCCGGGUACCCCAAGGGCAACUUUGUUGGCCCCACCAUCUUGCUCGCCGAUACGUCGAUGGACUGCUACCAGUGAGUUGAGAAUGUAUUGGUGCGAUUCGCCACUGGGUCCGGGAGCUGACUCGUUGCUAUGAUCCGCCUGGAUCUGUUCAACAGAGAGGAGAUCUUCGGUCCCGUCUUGACGAUCGUUAAGGCCAAAGACCUCGAUGACGCGAUCCAUCUCAUCAACCGCAACCGCUACGGCAACGGAACGGCCAUCUUCACUCAAUCAGGAGCGACGGCUCGCAAAUUCGAGAAGAACGUCGAAGCGGGUCAGAUCGGGAUCAACACACCCAUUCCGGUGCCUUUGCCUAUGUGGUCUUGGUCCGGGAACAAAGGAUCCGUAUUGGGAGGUCAGAGUUUGUACGGACCGAGAGGUGUCGAUUUCUGGACCCAGUUGAAGGUAUGUCGGAUAGUGACAAGAAUUUGCGUCUACCUCGCUGACGUGCUGAGAAUCGCGAACCGCUGUACAGACUACUACAACAAUGUGGCGUGCCGAGGAUGCGCUCGACAGCCGAGCUACGGCGACGAUGCCGACCAUGUCAUAA
This is a messenger RNA of Microbotryum saponariae, 2524 nucleotides long. NCBI's taxonomy places the organism in Eukaryota, Fungi, Basidiomycota, Microbotryomycetes, Microbotryales, Microbotryaceae. The record is from the annotation of a GenBank genome assembly.